AUGCCCUCAAGGUCACUUGUUGGGCUUUUCUCCAGCUACCUACCGCAAUCAUUGCGCGAGUCGGUGGAGCCCAACGUCCCUAUUUACGAGACACUGGUUGUCGUCGUGUUCAUCUCCCUCGUCCGCUACCUGGCAUACCCUUACAUCCAAGGCCGCAAGGAAGCUGCCGUCGCGUUCAACGUCCCCGUACCACCAGAAGUGCGCAAAAGCAACACCGGCAAGAAAUGGGAUGAGGUCUCGGGCGAGCAGAAGCAGGUGUUGGAGGAUCAAGCUCGGGGGAAAUGGAACGACAAGUUGAUUAUGAGCUACUGUCCCGCCGACGGUCGAGUGUUAGGGAAUGGGAUUCGCCCCGCGACGGUCGAUGAGGUCGACGAAUCGGUGCGGGCGGCCAAAUUGGCCCAGCGCGAAUGGGUCAAGACUACCUUUGCGGAGCGCAGGAAGGUUCUCCGGACUCUGUUGAAAUAUGUUCUUGAGCACCAGGACGAUAUUGUGACUGCUUGCUGCCUCGACUCGGGAAAGACAAAAGUGGAUGCCUCGUUCGGCGAGAUUCUCGUGACGGCCGAGAAGCUCAAGUGGACAAUCGAUCAUGGCGAGAAGGCCCUGCUGCCUUCGCGCCGACCUACCAAUUUCCUCAUGAUGUACAAGAAGAAUAUGGUCACCUAUGAGCCUCUCGGAGUAGUCUCCGCCUGUGUAUCCUGGAACUACCCCUUCCACAACUUCAUCGGACCGGUAAUCAGCGCUCUGUUCACCGGCAACGGUGUCGUCGUCAAGCCCUCCGAACAAACCGCCUGGUGUACCGCUUACUUCCUCGAUAUCGUCCGCGGAGCCCUCUCAAGCUGCGGACACUCGCGCGACCUGGUCCAAACAAUCGUGUGCCUUCCCACCGUCGCAGACAAGCUAACCUCACACCCGGAUAUCUCGCACCUAACCUUUAUCGGCUCCCGACCCGUCGCUUUCAAAGUCUGCGAAUCCGCAGCUAAAUCCUUAACCCCUGUCUGCGUGGAACUAGGCGGCAAAGAUCCUGCCGUCAUUCUCGACGACCCCCGUACCAUCCGCAACCUACCCAGCAUCGCCUCGAUCCUCAUGCGUGGCGUCUUCCAAUCCGCCGGCCAGAACUGUAUUGGUGUCGAGCGCAUCAUCGCCUUACCCGGUAUAUACGAGAAGCUUGUCGAAAUGGUCACCCCGCGUAUUCGCGACCUUCGUCUCGGCUCUAUCCUCCUCGAUACCCCAUCCACUGAUCCCUCCGCUUGCACCCCCGAUAUGGGCGCUAUGAUUUCCCCGGCCUGCUUCGAGAAGGUUGAAGCUUUGGUUGCCGAGGCUGUGAAACAAGGAGCUCGUCUGUUGGCUGGUGGAAAGCGUUAUGAACACCCGAAAUACCCUCAAGGCCACUACUUUACGCCUACCCUCCUCGUUGAUGUAACCCGGGACAUGCGCAUCGCUCAGGAAGAGCUAUUCGCACCUAUUUUUCUCGUUAUGCGCGCCGAUUCCGUCCCCGAUGCUAUCGCCAUCGCUAACUCGACCAUGUAUGCCCUCGGAGCGAGUGUCUUCGGGCACAAUUCUGCUGAUGUCCAGGCUUGCGUCUCCGGCAUCGAUGCUGGUAUGGUGUCUGUCAAUGACUUUGGCGCAUACUACGCCGUUCAGUUACCUUUUGGUGGCGUUAAGGGAUCUGGGUACGGUCGGUUUGCAGGUGAUGAAGGUCUGCGCGGGCUUUGUAAUACCAAGGCUGUUUGUGUGGAUCUAUUUCCUAAACUUGUGGGUACUGCUAUCCCUCCGCGGGUGGACUAUCCGAUCCAGAAGCGGGAGGGCAGUGCUGGGGUCAAGGAUGGUAAUUCAGCGUGGGAGAUGUGUAAGGGUGUUGUUGAGACAGGAUAUCAGUUGACGAUCGGUGGACGUAUUGCUGGUAUCUUACGCUUGUUGAGCAACAUGUAG
Penicillium odoratum is the source of this 1929-nucleotide messenger RNA. RefSeq names its product aldehyde dehydrogenase family protein. NCBI's taxonomy places the organism in Eukaryota, Fungi, Ascomycota, Eurotiomycetes, Eurotiales, Aspergillaceae. The record is from RefSeq and is a predicted model, not a curated record. Bases 1 to 1929 code for a protein of 642 amino acids. Gene Ontology annotation, molecular function: aldehyde dehydrogenase (NAD+) activity. The transcript has 2 exons.